Molecule: messenger RNA, 1361 nt
Organism: Prunus mume (Japanese apricot)
Lineage: Eukaryota; Viridiplantae; Streptophyta; Magnoliopsida; Rosales; Rosaceae
Gene: IPT3
Product: isopentenyltransferase 3
Biological process (GO): tRNA modification; cytokinin biosynthetic process
Cellular component (GO): mitochondrion
Molecular function (GO): tRNA dimethylallyltransferase activity
Source: RefSeq, a predicted model, not a curated record
UCAACUUUUUUGAGCAAAUAAACAAUUUUGUUUUCUUCAUACUUUGGUUACUUACCUGUGGCAUUUGAGCAAUACGUGCCCUACUGCCGUCUGCCAACACUUCUCUCUUAGCUUCUUCAGCUUGCCGCGUCUCCUUAACCACCAAUCUAACAGAUUAUUUAUAGUGCUUCAUCAUCAUCAAACAUGAAUUUGAUGUGCAAGGAAAUGCAAACAUUACUUCCAUCCGGUGCUUACAGUCAUAAAAUGGACGUGUUCAAUCCUCGCCGGCAGAAGGAGAAGGUGGUGAUCGUAAUGGGAGCAACCGGGACGGGGAAAUCGAGGCUCUCGAUCGACCUGGCCACCCAUCUCGCCGCAGAAAUCAUAAACUCUGACAAAAUGCAAGUUUACAAGGGGCUUGACAUAGCCACCAACAAAAUAACCGAAGAAGAACAACGUGGGGUACCGCACCAUUUGCUAGGGAUACAUGAUCCUAAUGCAGAUUUUACGGCAACAGAUUUUUGUGACGAAACCUCACUUACCAUUGAAUCCAUUUUAGGCCGCGAUCGCCUUCCAAUCAUCGUUGGAGGCUCCAAUUCGUACAUUGAGGCCUUGAUUGAUGACUAUGACUAUAAAUUUCGGUCCAAAUACGAAUGUUGUUUUUUAUGGGUAAACGUGUCCACGCCGGUUCUGCACUCAUUUGUGUCAAAACGGGUGGACAAGAUGGUCGAAAAUGGGAUGGUGGAUGAGGUGAAGGAGUUCUUCCAUCCCAAUGCAGAUUACUCGAAAGGGAUUCGGAGGGCAAUUGGGGUGCCCGAAUUCGAUAAGUACUUUCGGUAUGGGCCAUUUUUGGAUGAAGAAACUAGAGCUAGGCUACUAGAACAAGCAGUGGAGGAAAUUAAGAAGAAUAAUUGCAAAUUGGCCUCCCGCCAACUGGAGAAGAUUCAAAGACUUAGAAAUGUUAAAGGGUGGAAUUUGCAUCCGUUGGAUGCCACGGAGGUGUUUCGAAAGCGUGGGAAGGAAUCCGAUGAAGCCUGGGAAAAGUUUGUUUAUGAGCCAAGUGCUCAGAUUGUUCGUCAGUUUCUGUACAAUUAUGCCAAAGCUGAGGUCCCUGUCAAUCUUGGUGCCAUGAGGGUCCCUAUGGAAAGUGCAGCACUCGCUGCUGCAACUCACUAGGAAGACUUAGACAUUAUUUCUUUCUUAUUAUGCAAUACAUUUUGAUGCACUACCUUAAUCUAAUCAUGAGUGUAAAAUAAAGGAUUAAUUGUCAUUGUCAUGGAAAUUUCGUAAGCAAUAAUUAAUUUAUAUGCUCCAUGUCAUGCAUGAUAUGAUUAAUUAUAGAUAGCUUUUUGGCUUUAGCUUUUUAGAGGCAUUGGAUCCGUGAA